AAUAUAUAUAUAUAACGUUCACAUAUUAAGACUCAAGUAAAUGUGUGCCUUCUUGAGUCGCAUUUUUCUUUUUUUUUUUUUUUUGGUGGGAGAUUUAAUUAAUAAUGUAUUCGCUGUGAUAUAUCAUACGCGACAUUUUGGAGGGGGAACAACGCGUGUCUGUCCCGUAUCGGUAGCUGCCAUUCGGCCGGAGGAGGAGGAGGGAACUCGGUCUCUAAACGGACAUCACACCGCGCUGGCACGGAAAGAGGGGAGACGAGGAGAACUGCUGAAUAUUUUAUCCCCCUCGACUAUUUUUGUGGCAGAUUUCGUCCUCCCCUCCCCUCCCCUCCCCUCUUCUCCCCCGGUUCCUCGGACGAUAAACGUGUGUGUGUGCAAGGGGGGAGAGUUGAAACCGGGGUUGGCAUACAAAAUAAAGAAGAGGAGCUCUCUUAUCUUUUUUAUUUUAUUUUUUUUUUUUGUGUGUGUGUGGUCCCUUUUUCCGCUCCCUCCCUACUUCCACUCAACGCACGCACACACCGGCCCGGGCCAGCCGAGGACUCCCAAAAUCCUACCGGGGCAUCGAGGCUGGCACACGGCGGGGCACCGAGAGCUCUCUGCCCAGCCUGACCGCCCUGCUUUGCCCCCGCUGCUGCUGCUGCUGCUGCUGCUGCUGGUGGUGGUGGCGGGGCUCUUUCUCUCGCUUGUGGCGUUCACCGGCGAGACGUCGGCUCGGCUAGACUUUAAUACCCUGUGGUGCUGGGCAGAGCGUUAUGGCUCAGACGCUGCAGAUGGCGAUCCCUAACUUUGGCAACAACAUCCUGGAGUGUCUGAACGAACAGCGGCUGCAGGGCCUCUACUGUGAUGUCUCCGUGGUCGUCAAGGGACAUGCCUUCAAGGCACACCGCGCGGUGCUGGCAGCGAGCAGCUCCUACUUCCGGGAUCUGUUCAACGCCGGGGGAAAGAGCUCGGUAGUGGAGCUGCCCCCGGCCGUGCAGCCGCAGAGCUUCCAGCAGAUCCUGGCCUUCUGCUACACAGGACGCCUCAGCAUGAACGUUGGAGACCAGUUCCUGCUCAUGUACACAGCCGGCUUCCUCCAGAUCCAACAGAUCAUGGAGAAAGGCACAGAGUUUUUCCUCAAGGUCUCAUCUCCAAGCUGUGACUCCCAGGGUCUCCACGCUGAGGAGACCCCAAGCUCCGAGCCUCAGAGCCCCGUCACUCAAACAGUGGGUGGAGGUGGCGGAGUCGGCGUCGUUGCCACAGCCGCAGGAAGACCCACCUCUUGUCUGACGCCCCUCCCCCUGGUGUCCAAGGUGAAGACGGAACAGACAGCGUCCACACCUCAGCCCACCCCACAGCCACAGCAGCAGGAGGGCUCUCCCUACUCGGUGGUCUGCACCCCGGUAGCCAAGCGGCUGUGGGAGGGGGGCAACCGUGACGGGGGAGGAGGGUCUGGAGGGGGCGGGGGAGGUGGGAUGAGAAAGGCCGCACGCUACUCUUCCUCCUCCUCUUCCUCCUCCUCCUCCAACAAUACUACCCAGGAUACCUCUGGCCGCGGACCCGCAGCCAACGCCGCUAUGUUGGCCGGCGGCGGUGCCACUUCAGUGGGAGCUGCCGGACUCAACAGUAACCAUAACAACAAUAACAACAACAACGGCGGGACCCCUGAAGGCACUAGCCCGGGCACACUGAGCAUGUACACCAGCGACUCGCCAAUCAGUUACCACGACGACGAGGAAGAAGACGACAUAGCAGACGACAGCGCCGAAGAGCAGUACAGACAGAUCUGCAACAUGUACACGAUGUACAGCAUGCUGAACGCUGGAGCGGCAGGUAAGCUCUUGGUCGGGGAGCGGGUGGAGGCUCUUCCGGACUUGGCCCCAGACUCAGGUGGCGGACGGGGGGGCAGGGGGGCACGGUCCCGGCAGGACCUGGCGUCGCUGCCCGCUGAGCUCAUCAGCCAGAUCGGGAACCGCUGCCACCCGAAGCUGUACGAGGAGGGCGACCCAGCCGAGAAGCUGGAGCUGGUGAGCGGCACCUCCGUGUUCAUCUCCCGCGCCCAGCUCAUGAACUGCCACGUCAGCGCCGGCACCCGCCACAAAGUGCUGCUCAGACGCCUGCUGGCCGCAUUCUUUGACAGGAGCACUCUGGCUAACAGCUGUGGAACUGGCAUUCGCUCUUCAACCAAUGACCCCAGUCGUAAACCCCUGGACAACAGAGUGCUGCACGCUGUCAAAUUUUACUGCCAGAACUUUGCGCCGAGCUUCAAGGAGAGCGAGAUGAACGCCAUCGCGGCUGACAUGUGCACCAACGCCCGCCGCGUCGUCCGCAAGAGCUGGAUUCCCAAGCUUAAACUGCUGAUGGCCGACAGCGACGCCUAUUCCGCCUUCCUGGCCGACAGCGUGAAAAUGGAGGCCGACGCGCUGGGGGCGGAGCAAGGCUUUGACCCCGCCUCCCUGGAAGCCGUGGCGGCGGCGGCAGCGGCGGCUGGCAACAAUAACGAAGUGGGAGGCGGAGCCACGCAAGCAGACACCCUCCAGGGGGCAGGAGGAGACGGCAGCACUUUGUUUUGAGUGAGUGAACGGACAGAUAGAUGAAUGGACAGAUGGACAGAUUGAUGUAGGGAGGGAUGGCAUUUCUCUGGGGCGAUGAGUCGAGAACGGUGACCACAGUGGUCGUGAUGACAGUUGUCGCUCAUCCCCUAGCCGCCAUGUGUUUGGGGAUCUAUUUCUUCUUUUACACCUCUUUUGCUCAAUUUGUUCUGCUUCCCUUCCUUUGUUUGUCCACAUUUCUGUCUCUCUCAGCGGCCCAGAAUGCCUCUCUUUGGGUCGUUCCUCCUUCCUUUUAAUGGUAGAGAGAGAUUGAAAGAUGGAGAGAAAGGUAGCAGAGGGAGGAGGUUGAUAAAUAGCCCCCCCCCACACCUCUUCAUUCCUCUGCAACCUUUCAAGACCUGCUUGUUUCAGCCUUUAUUUUUUAUUCUUUUGUUUUUAAGAGUGUGUACUGUCACUAAGGCCCUUUUUCUUACCAUAAUCAAUCACAGACAUUCCCUGGGGAGGGGGGUGGGCGGAAGGGGGUAAUCUUGUUUGGAGAAAGUGAUUCUUUUCCUUCCCCAAACUCCGGUAACACUGUUGUUUUUGAUAUUGAAUGUAUGUGUGGCGAAGCAUCCGAACCGCAGCGUAGUGAGUCAGUGGAGGCUGAGUGAGCUUGUACAGAGCCCUUCUUUUAUUCUUUUACUCGUUUGUUUUGCUUUAUUUCAUCUGGACAGCCAGAUGAAAGCUUCUGUGACCGCGGUGGGGUUGAUGAGGUCAGGGGUUGAAAUGAAUAUUAAUAUGUAUAUUGGCAUGGUUUAUGAUCUCCCCGACCCCACCAACCCUGCUCUUUAACCCCUGCUGGGCAUGCUGGGAAACUGACCUACCAGCCCUUAGAGAGAUGCUGGUGAGUUCUGACUGACGGUGCGGUGGCAGACGGGGAAAAAACUAAAGUUUGCUUGGCUUUUCCCCUGACCUCCCCUACUUUUUGACCCUAAAACCUAAAAAAAAUUGUUCAGUUUCCCUUUUUUUUUGUUUAAAUUCUUAAUUUUUUACUUUUCGUGUGUGAUUUUUGCCAAGCCUCCCGAGCUAGAGGAAACUUGUUACCGAUGAUUGUCAAAGAGUUUGCGCCUGAUAAAUGCACUGUGUUAUUUCCUGCGGUAUGAGUACAAUCGAACUACGUUUUUGUACGUAUCAGAAAGAGAAGAGGGGUGGUUUUAUUUAAAAAAUGCAAAAAAAGGAGAAAAAAUACAAGCUGAAUCCAAUUUAUAUAUCCGUUUAUCACCCUUUUUUUUUUUUUUUUAAUCUGAAGGAAAGUCCAGAAAAUGAGUUUAAGCCUGUGAGCUUUGGAACGAUUUGUGUGUGUGUGUGUGUGUGUGUGUGUGUGUGUGUGGUGAGAUACAGCGGUGCUGUUUCUUUUGUUUUCAGCUCAUGUUUCAGUUGCUCUCCCUAAGAGUAUUCGCGGCCGUGCCUGUUAGCGGCACAAGUUUUCUCGGGCUCUGCUGCCUGGAUGCGUGCUCGCCUGGCAUGGACAACGGUGCUAAUUCAGGCAUUGGUACAUUGCAAGGAAUACAGCUCUUGCGUGUGUAUGUGUAGGUGUGUGUUUGUACGGCCACAGUUUGUGCGUGUGUGCUGCUGCAGCAGAGAGAGAGAGCGGGAGGCCAGACGGUGUGUUUUCACACACGCUUGGUCGAUUCAUUCACCCAUCGCUGCAGUGAGCACACAUACACGCUAAUAUGCAUUUGGGCGCUGUCAGCCGCAUCAGCUACAGUACACCAGAGCAACGUGGGAAUUAAAGGGGAAUUACACCAAAGCAGACCCAAGAGGUUGUGGUUUGUCACAUGUAAGCGUUCACCUUAAAUGUAUUCAGUGUUUAAUGAGGCUACAGUAGAUGUGAUGGAGAAGGUAAACUGCGCUGGCUGAAAGUUGUUUGUUUGACAGUUGCGUUCCUGGCUUUAUGUAAGAUGUUUAGAAUUAUAAAAUGAAAGCUGCUAAAUAAUGGAAAUCAGAAGAAUGUUGGCAUAGAAACAACCCUGAAAGUCAUAUUGCAGUCAUAUUUGCCUUUGAUACUUGCGGCUGAAUGGUAGCUUUCAGAAAAAAGAAUCACAGAACAAACUCUUUUUUUUUUUCUCUUUGAAAAAGUGACCUCCACAAUACAGCUGAAUUUAAAAAAAAAAGAUAAAAAAGCCCUCGCCACGCUUUAGUUGAUGAGUGUCAGCUAAACUGUGGCGAGGGCUUUUUUUUAUCUUCAGUUUGAGGUUGAGACAGGUGCUCCUGGUGAACGGUUUGAUUUAGUGCCACUGAUAUUUUGCUCCUCGAUACCACUGCAGUGUUUCAAAUCCUCAUUACACCAGAUUCUAGUUUUCGGUUUAAACCCCAUUCUCUGUCUUUUAAUCAUAAAAUCAAUCCCAGACAAUCAAUAUAAAGUCAAUUUUUCUUACGACAGACCUGACACAUCUGUCUGUCUGUUUGGCACUGGGGAAUGAAAGCAGUAGUGUGAAUAACAUGCGAGCAAAGUUAGCCAACUGUGUAAGCACUCUCUUUUAUGUGUUACACGGAUUUGAUCGAUGCCAAAACUAUAUGCAGCCUGUUAGGUUGUGUCUUCACAAUUCACAGCAGGGUAAAACUAAGAAUAGUUUCUCUGUGUAUCCAACGUAAUUGGUGGAUAUAAACACAUUUUAUUUUAUUUUUUAAAUUUUAAGGCUGUAAAAGACUGAUUUGUGUUCAUUACAUCGAGGCCUGCCUGAUACCAAAAUGAGAUAACUCAGCAGUGUGAGCCUUAACUCAACAUGGUGACUGUUGUGAAGUCAGCUAUUGGUCCCUGUUGGAUGAGGGAAAUUCUGAUUUAAUCUCACUAAUUUAAAAACAAAUAUGUUGAUAAUGGCGGACGCAGCUGGUCUUUAAAUAAAGUACCGAUGGUAUCGAUUGAUCAUUGAGUCAAUACGAGACCGUGCCAGAUGGCUCCAUUACCAUAGCUAAUUAAGAAAUUGAUCACAUACAAACAGCUGUUUUGGUUUGGUUGAACUUUAUUGAAAGAUUUGGUAUUUUAUUUAUUUCUACUCCUGUGUAAUGGAAACAUAUACAUGUGUCUAUUGGUAAAAAAAAAAAAAAAUGAAGUGGCACUAGAUGAUGGAAAUGUUCACUGUGGAGCUCUGAGUGCUAAGUUUUCUCCGUAUGACAGCAUUUUGGCAAACAAUGAUCAGAUUGCAGACCUAUAUCCUGUACUGUGAUAUUGUUCAGAUUACAGAAUUGUUAGCCAAAAGUUGAGAACACCAACGAGUUUGCUUCGGUGGGUUUAGCGGAACCUGCGAUCAGCAGGUACUCAAAUAGUGUAAUACUUUGAAAUAAAAUGUGGUGUAUCGACUGUAGGGGCCAGCAGUAUGCCUUCAGUGUCAAAGGUACCAUCAUGGUCAAAAGGGGAACGCGUUGUGUGUUUAAUCUGAGAAAUGAUCCAACUGUUAAAUCCACAUUUAUAAUAUUUAAUUCCCCCUGUGUUUAUGUACCAUUUCCUGUGUGUUAAAUGUGCAUGUCUGCCAAACUUAGUGGCACAUUGGAUUCCUAUUGCUAUAAAAUUCCCAGUGCGAGUGUUUUUAAGUGCGAUAAUCUUGAGGACUAACACUUUAAAACCCAAACAAGAAAGGACUUGACAUAUUAUAGAUUUGUUGUAUUGUAUACUAGACCAUUGGACCCAACGGACAUUCUUGGUUUUUUUUAUGCGUAUUUGGCCCGUUUUGGUGUUCUUUUUUUGUCUAAAUGAGAAGAAACCUCAAGCACCUUAUUGCCAGUGUGGCGUCAGAAAGUUUGGACCGCCACGCACACACACACACACACACACACACAGACCCUCAAGGCGAAGGGUCUGUCGUUAACCGUCUCCUAAGCGAAACACAGGGUCGGCGCUGCACGUUGAAACAACCCGGAGAAGAACCAAAAACAGCCUUUGAGGCGUCAUCUGACCUGUCUUGAACUGAAACAGUUUUAUAGACCAGUGUUAUUAAAAAAAAAGUCUGCUUUUUACAGCCUGGCUUUCGAGGAAAGAUGUUUACGUGACUAUUUAGUUCUUUUAUAUAUUUACAUGUAUAUCAAGUUUUUUUAUUAUUUCUUUUUUACAAACGCUAUCAGUCAAAGAACCCUUGGUCCUGAGACGAGCACCUAAAGGUCCUACAGUCAGGAGGUGGAAGGUAACUGGGGGGGGUAUCUUUUUAUUUUACCCCACCGUGCCCCACCCUCUAUUCUGGAGCACAUGGUACGAUCUGUGGAGACUUAACCAAGUUCAAUAACCAGGACAGAAGCAAGAGGAGAGAGAGAGAGAGGGAGAAAGAAAUAAGUGAAAGGAAUUGGGGGAGGGCGGGCAGGAGGGGGGGAGAUAGAGGAGACAGUUUGCACAUUUCUGUUUUUGUUUUCCUUUUAAAAAAAAAAUCUUUUUAUUCCAAUGCUUUGUUUAAAACCACCGCCUUAAAUGAGAAAAACAUUCUGAGAGAGAUAGAGAGAGAGGGAAGAAGAGGACAGUCUGAGCCUCCCUAGAGAGGAGGGAUGAAUUGGGGGGAGGUGGGGUUGGGGGGGUGGCAGAGACGCUUGGAUGAUUUGGUGUGAAUGCAUGCAUGCAUACUGGUGUGUGUGUGUACGUAAGUAUGUGUGUGGUUUGUUGCAGGGUGGGUUUGGGAGCUGUUUGUAAAGCCUUUGUGUGUGUGCAUCUGUGGGCGAACAUAAUGUGUGGGUGUGUUUUUAAUGUUUGUGUGCGUGUGUGUGUGUGUGUGCAUAUUAAUGUAUGUAUGCAGUUUUUUUUCCCUCCCCGCUCGCAUCCCUCCAUCUCCAUUUAUGGCAUGUUAAUGUCUGCCUCCUCACUCGAAGAGCCUUUGACAGUGGUACAGUGUGUGUGUGUGUGUGUGUGUGUGUGUGUGUGUGUGUACGUGUGUAUUGCGCAUGCCUAUGCCAGGCUGGGUCUGCGUCUCGAUCUAUGUGCUGCAUACGUGUGUGUCUGGCUUCACGUGGCGACUGCGCAUGUCUGUCACUGUGUGUGGGUGGUUUGGGUGCUCAGCUCUGCAAGGUCUGUAUAUGUAUGUAUGUGUGUGUGUGAGUGGGUGGUAUGUGUGCAGAGGUUCAGAUGAGUGGCUGUUUGUUUUUGUCUGCCUCCUCUGCCUCACACACACACACACACACACACACACACACACACACACACACACACACACACACACACACACACACACACACACAUCUGCAGAGUCACAUAUCUCUAUCCACAGCACAGAGUCUGUACAUCUGUGACAUAUCAAAGCUGCAGAUGUAUUGUGGCCAUGUUGCACAUCAUGGCUGCAGCUCUUUUGUUUUUUAUAAAAGUCAUUUCAAUGUAAAAUAGACUUCAGACAAAGUAGAUCAUGAGCACUUCUAUUGACUCUUCAGAUUUUUUCCCCUGCCUAAAAAUCUCCCCGCUGCCUGGUACACGUCCUGCCCUCCUGCAUGGGACAGCAGCACAACUGCAGCCAGGACACUUUUUCCCUCCUCCACCUCUUGAUUUCUAUCCUCAAUUCUCCUUUUCUUCCCUCCCUCUCUGCCCUCGCCCAUCUCUCUCUGUUUUCUAUUUUCUUUGUUUACAUGUCUUUCUGCCUUGUCUCCUCUUUCUGUAUACAUUUCUAUCUCUCUUCCUUGCUGUCCCUCUCUUUCUCCAUCUCACACACAGCUAAAUAGUCUUGGUCCCUUGUUGCUUCAUUACGUAAACCAUCAUUUUCCAUCCACCGCUGCUUCAUUUCUGUGUCGGCUCCAUUUUCUUCAUAUAAUGUGAAUCCCUGCCAAACUCUCACCCGUAUAUCUGUAUCGUGUGUGUGUGUGUGUUUGCUGUCUAUAACAACAGAUGGGGCUGCCAAAUAUGUUGCUGCGUGUGUGCGCAUACAUGUGAGCAAUCGAAUGCAAAUAUGCAAAUAAAUGAGUGUAGAUGGGUAUAUCUGACCUGUGUGUGUGUGUGUGUGUACGUGUGUACGUGUGUGUGUGUACGUGUGUGUGUGUGUGUGUGUGCUUUCUGCCCACCCCCCUCUCAUAGGACACUGUCCAGUUGUGUGAUUUUUUUUUUUUUUUUUUUUUAGUCUACUGCACCUUUAAUAGUCAGACAAUUGAUGAGAACGGUCUAUCUGCCCCUGUAUUCUCCUGGCUGCUGUGGCUGACAAAUCAGAACAUCCACAUGAGAGACGCAGCCAAUCAUGACGCAUAUAUCGACCAGGCUGUUGAACCAAGUGACCAAGUGGGGUUAAAAAAAUAAUUACAAUCAUCCUAGACUUGAGCAGUGAGAGGAGGAGGAGGAGGUGCUGUUCUUCCUGAGGAGGAGAUGUUUGUUAAGAAUCUCCCAGGACAGAUGAGGCAUUGCGGCAGUCUGCCGUCACAUGAGCGAAGCCACAAUCCAGACAAAGAGACAAGAGUGAGAGGAGAGAGAGGAGGCUAAUGAUAGAGAGGGGGAGGAGGGAGGAGGAGGAGGCGAUCGUCUCUCUCUGGCCCCGUGCCACCAAGAUAAAUACCUGGGUGCUUGUUUAUUUAUGUAGCGUGGCAUUUUGCAGAGGGGUGGGGUCGUGGGGUGAAUGAAUAAACGGUGGAGUUGUCUAAAUCCCUCAAAACGACCCCAGUGAGACAAGCACCCACUGACUGGACGAUAACGGGGCAUCCAGAUAAAGAACAAAGCUUCCAAAACUUUAGUUAAGAUUCGUCUGGAGAACAAAAAUUAGCUUUGAUUCCUCCCCCCCCCCGUAAAGUUGAAAUUGCACUAAAUAUCUGUAAGAGAGUGGAGAAAAUGUAUUUUAUGUCCUGAAACACAUUUGGCUGAAUGUUUUUAACCCACUGUCCUUUUUAAGCAUUGCGAUAUGAUAAUGGAAGACGUUUGAGCUGCAACUGUAGAGGUGAUUCGCCCAGCUGUUGUAAAGUGUGUGUAAUGUUGAACACCUGGCGAACCUUCAUCUGUAGUCAACAAUUACAGGCCAGGAAAAACGAUGGUUUAUUGAAUUAGCAGGAGCCCAAUAUUAAGGGCUAGUGUGGAUAUACAUCAUAUUUAGUAGUACAGUGGUUCCCAACCUUUUGUGCUUGAGACCUUUUCACCCCAGAUUGUUUCAGGUUGCAACAGUUGGUUCAUUAAUUCAUUAGUUUAUAAAGAAACUUAAAAUCAAAUGUAAAUAUUGGCCCAUUUUCUUCAUCUUCUAUGAUAAUAAAUUGAAUAUAAUUGUGUUGUUGGACUGUUGGUUGAACAACACGAGCAGUUUGAAGACGUCCCCUUGGGCUAAGGGAAACUGGGGUGGACAUUUCACACAAUGUUGACAUUUUAUAGACCAAACUAUUUAUUGAGAAAUUGAUGAAAAUAAAAGGCACAGUAAUCAAUAGGGAAAUGAUCGUUAGUUGUAGCCCUAGUUAGAAAUAUCCAUAAUUUCAUGAGGAAAAGGGCAAUAAUGUGUGUAACAUGGGGAACACAGGCUGGGAACCACUGUACUAGCAGUAUUAGACCCCAGUAUUGUUCAAACGUGGCCUUUAAUCUUCGAACACAGGCAGGAAAUAAAGAUUGAAGUUGAAAGUUCUAUAAAUUUGAAUGGUAAAUUUUGUCUCUGUGCAAGAUUUUGAAAGGAAAAGAAUGUAGAAGUGGUGAUUAUAGAGGGUUAGGUCAGAUCCAACAAGCUUUUUGUCCCACGUUCCUGCUGACUGUCUGUUCUUGGCCUGUUCUCCUGGGGCCUCGGGUUGUGGACUGGGUGAACGGGGGUUCCAACUGGUCUUCACAUCCAGGGGUUUUGAACAUAAAUUUGAGAGAAAUUCGGCGUACUUCAAACGAGCACAGCAAAAAGGAUAUUUUCUUUAAUAUCUGCCUGUGUCUGUUUUAUUUCCUCCUUUUGAUUUGGAGGAAGGUUUGCGAGCCAGUAGCGGACUGCUACUGAGAGAAAGGACACAAUGAUUUAUAUAAAGAAGUUUUGAACACUCCCCUGCCCUGCAAAGAGCAAAAUCUGAACCGUGAAAGUGAACAGUAAAGCCGUGGUGUAAGUCCAGCAGCAUGGGCUGUAUAUCGCAGAAUAUCUUUUUUUAUGAAAUAUAAAACCCACCUGUGACCUUUUGACCUUUUUAGGUGACAGGUUGCAGCUUUUUGCCUCUUUGUAGGGCAGCUAUGUCUGAGCACAGUUUUACAACUAAAAGUUGAGCGGGGCCAGAGCAGACAUUUUUUCAAAGCGAUACGAGUUUGGUCGCGCUUUUAGAAGAGCUUUGUACACGUUUCAAAAUGUUUUUCCGUUUUAAACGUUUUUGGUUUCAUUUUCUGUUGCUAUUGUGUUUUUUUUGUUUUCUACAUUCGAGUUAGUGUACUGUAGUCCUCGAGAGUUAUUUUAAGACAGAUGCUACUAAUAAUUGAACAUUAACACCUGUACGUAGAGUUGCCAAGUUGUGUAAAAAAAAAAAAUUACAAAAAGAGAAAGUGGAGACAUGGUUAGCUGUAAAAUAGUCUAGAGAAAAGAGAACCACAUAUUUUUGCAUUGCGAUUGUUGUAUGACUGAGGUGCUGCGGGCGGGAGGGUUGAGGGUUGGGCUUUUAAUGCUGGACCAGAUGUUUGGUUUUUACUGCACUGCAGCUGUUGUCGGGGCGGGAUCAGGGACCGCAGAAAGCAGACGGACGGACUGAUGGACAGUCGAGGCAAACGAAACACUGUUGUGCUCACAUCAUUUUAAGGCUACAAGCCUGAAUGUCUGUUUAAAAAAAAAAUCUUGCCAUGGAUAAAAUCUUAACUCUCCAUUGUCUUGUGACGAUAGAAAUCCGUUUCUUAGCCAAGCAUGAACUUCCAUUAGAAAUCGACCCAAAGUAAGUUUACUUGACCUGGUUUCUCAAACCAGCUUUUCCACAAAGAAUAAGCUACUGCUGCUUGAAUGUUAUUUUCCUUUAGACGUCCCCUGGUGGCUAAAGGCUGCUACUGCGGCUCAGAGAAAGGGGGGGGCUCCACAGCUGCAGUAUGUGCCAACGCCACCAGAGGGCGAGAUCCCAAGAAGCAGUGAUCCUACACAAGCUACGAUUGUAAUGAAAGAGUCUCGAUCACUGUAUUCAUCCGAGCACCUUAACAGCGGACCCCGCCGGGGGGUUCUGCUGCUCAUUCUGAGAAUCCGACACAAGACGCAAAAACCGCCAAAACGCCCACCGCAGUGUGUGGGCCAAGAUGCCAAAUAAAGUUGUCAGUAGAUUGAAAGUUGCUGACGUGACUUCCAAAAGAAAAGAGCUGUUUUUGUGCUUCGACUCGUCCGUCCACGACUUCGUCCGUCUGUUUUUCACUCCUGCUCUCCACCUCGGCUGCCGAACCACAGAAAGGAACAAAAGUGACGAGGAGAGAGUGGAAUAAUCUUUAAAAAAAAAACAAAAAAGCACCUUUGGGCGAGCGCUCAACUGUCCUGGAGAGCCAAAGCCCUCUGCACGUUUCUGAGCACGCUCACUAUGUCACUUCCUGUCUGUGGUUUGGAUGCUGGUGUCAGAUGUUGAUUUUUUGGGGGGGGUGGGGGAUCGAGAUGUAAUGUGAGGGUUCUUUUUGUAAGUUCCUUAUUUUUGUUGUUUUUAUCUUUUUGUACUAUCAUUCCCUUUUUUUAUUUUGUAUGUUUUUCUCUUCUCUCUCUUUAUUGACAUUUGUUUACUGUAAAAAUGAUGAUGAUGAUGAUGUGCUCAUUGACCUGUCUCCCCCCCAGGUGGGAAGCGGGAGCAUAGACUGUGCAAACUCUCCUCUGAAUGGGGGGUGGGGGAGGAUUUAAAGGGGAGAGUUCAGGUGGGUGAGGGGUACCGGUGAAGGGUGAAGGUUGGAGUUGAUUCAGACAGAGUUUCCUGCACAGGGCAUCAGUGAAUUCUGAUCAUUUCCAGUCUUUUUAAAAGAAUCCCAGAAGAAUCACCAAGAAAGGUAUGUUCACCCAGCAAGCAUUUGAUGAUUGGGUAGUGUCAAUCCGAACGAGCACAAAACCUUCAGUGUGACAAGAAGCCACAGUCAGAAAUUCUCUUCAAAAACAGCUUCAGACUGAUAAUCAGGCCGAUUAUCAGAUCACGAAGGAAGCAAAAAACGACUUUGAUGUCUUUUCUACUGUCAAUUCCGUCAAAAUGCUCGUGGGGUUUGACUUGUACUGUCAUAUGGUAUUGCGUGGAAAAAUGUGUGAUCUGAUUGACGGUCGUACUGCCCCCCUUUUUCUUUUUUUUUUUAAAAUCCAGACAGAAUGUUAACGGAAAAAUCCACCCUCAAACACUUAAACUCCGGUGUUAGAGACCCCAUAUUUUAGCAUAUUCAACAGUGAACGUCAAGCCCCUUAAAGGGAGAGGCCACUAUUCAACGUAUCCAGCAAACCCAGACACACAUCAGCAGUCACUUGCUGUCACCACCCAAUAAAAUCACAGUUUCAAGGAAUAUCUGGCUCUUUAGCCGCGAAACGCUCCACUAUCUUCCCCCUUAACGUACAUGAAUUAGUCUGAGCCCUUUCACUCAAAAACAAACAGCGGCCUGCUGAGGCUAAAGACAACGAACGACCAGCUGCUGGCUGUAAAACCAAAACAAUUUGCUGAAAGACGCAGAAAUGCUCCGUAGUGCUGAGAACUGCAGAGUAAGGUGGGAUCCUCCCCUCGUCAUUUCAUCCAUUAUGAAUGUAAAAACAGAUCAGUGCUGCUUUGAUUAAGAAAAAUCCACCGUAGAGGAUGCAGGGAAUUAGAAAGUGAAAGGGUGUGGCCACGGCAUGUGAACGUACAUUUCAACCCUUGAUACCAGACUAACUUUUGAAAAGCGAGGGUGGAUUUUUCCGGAGCAGGGACCCUUGCUGAGGACUGUCAGGAGUUGUGUCGUGAAGUGUUUAAAACUGGCUAAACUUGAGAACAGAGGAGCGAGGGAAGUGGACGCGAGACUCUCUUAAAAUCAAGAAUCGUGAUCCUGAGGUGUGAGUCCUCCAUCGUGUAUCUCUCCCUCGCCACCCCUUCCUCGCCGCUCAGCCGCGUUCCUCCUCAUCUUCCUCGGCGCCGCGGCCUGACCUCAUCAGCCCUCAACCGACCUUUAACCCCCCCCUCGCGCUCCUCAAGCUCCGCGAGUCUCUCUUCCUGCCGUCUGCAGGUCUGUAGUCUUGUAUCCAGAAACAUUUACUCCGCUCUUUCCCAAAUCCCCACACACCAGAGACAACACACACUCACGUAUAUAUAUUUAUAUAUAUAUAUACUGUAUAUGUAUAAAUGAAUACGAAACAGGCAAACCUCUGAGAUACAGAAGCUCACGCUCACACACACACCUGCAGACUCUCAGGAUGUGUUGCAGGACGUGUGUGCGCGUGUCUUCGUGUCACUGAUGCAGUUUUUAAAAAAAAAAAGUACCAGUUUACCUCGGGAGCUCUCAGCCAUAGCAGACCUUAAUCCCCACAGAUAUCUCAGCGCUGCGAGCAGCUUCUGAACUGCUGUGGCUGCCGUUACAAAGCAGGUACAUUUUUGUUUUUCAGGAACAAACCCGGGAGCCUCAGCAGAGCGCUCUCGGACCAUUUGAAUGCAUACAGCGCAGGGUUUUUACAGAAACGGGACACAAGUCGAGAGUCCAUGUCAACACAGUCUUACCUCAAAAUCAUACUACAGAACAGGGGGGGGCCGGGCUUAUAUAUGAUCAUAGCAACCGUGAAUGACUAUUUUUUAUUCCUUCUCUUCCUUGUCUCUGGUGUCGUUGGGUGAAAAUACUCUGCAGAACUCUUUCUUUUUCUCGUUUUUCCACUAUAAAUAUAUAAAUAUAUAAACUGUACAUUAUGACAUAGAAGCACUAUCGAAGUUUGAUUGUUAGAUGUGCACUCGCAGCAUGAGGUAUUAUUCUUUAUUAUUCUUCAUAACCCAGAAAAAUGAAAAAGUGAAAUAAGAGCUUUUGGAAGUAAACAACAAAGGAUAAAAAACAAACAAAAACAAUGCAGUAGCGUCUACUGAUGUCAAAGAAAAUACCCGACCUCACCCCGCCUCACACACACACACACACACACACACACACACACACACACACACACGCGUCCCCCAGACCUUUACCCCAGCCCUGCCGUGUUACCCUGCCCCCCUCCCCCAUCCAACCGAUCGCCCCGAUGCCCCCUCGCGCCACCCCCCCGCCCUCCUGCCCCGGUGUACAUGCCAGUGUUUCCCCCAUGUGUUCCAAGUGCCAAUAACUUUGUGAAUUCCUAACUGUGACCCAGUAAUAAAGAUAAUUGCACAUUAACUACUGUAAAGAGUAAAAAGAAACCAGACUGAUUAAAAAUGAGGAAAAUAUCUGAAUAUCUUAAUAAAAGGUUUUUAACAAACAGGAUUGACCUUA
Molecule: messenger RNA, 14787 nt
Organism: Dicentrarchus labrax (European seabass)
Lineage: Eukaryota; Metazoa; Chordata; Actinopteri; Moronidae
Gene: nacc1b
Product: nucleus accumbens associated 1, BEN and BTB (POZ) domain containing b
Exons: 9
Coding region: 753-2552 (599 amino acids)
Biological process (GO): regulation of transcription by RNA polymerase II
Molecular function (GO): DNA-binding transcription factor activity, RNA polymerase II-specific; RNA polymerase II cis-regulatory region sequence-specific DNA binding; protein binding
Source: RefSeq, a predicted model, not a curated record